This is a messenger RNA of Scophthalmus maximus (turbot), 3078 nucleotides long. It is a transcript of the gene xrra1, whose product is annotated as X-ray radiation resistance associated 1. The transcript has 17 exons. Lineage: Eukaryota; Metazoa; Chordata; Actinopteri; Pleuronectiformes; Scophthalmidae. The record is from RefSeq and is a predicted model, not a curated record. Gene Ontology annotation, cellular component: nucleus. Bases 188 to 2038 code for a protein of 616 amino acids. Gene Ontology annotation, molecular function: protein binding.
UGCUGGACCGGAGUGGCACACACACGUCUCCGUCGCCUGGUGCUGUUGCUAGGCGACGGAGCACCACAGUGGCGCAGCAGCGAGUAGUUGAGUCAGUCCAGUGCGUGAAAGGCGUCAUUCACAUUUGAAUUAAGAGUUUUAUUCCCCCCCCCCCCCCGUGAUAAAUGGAUUUGCACAAGCAAACAAGAUGACUGCUGCUUCAUAUAAGUUUGAUGAUGGACAGAGAAAUCCGACCAAAUGUUCCCCAGCACGAACAUUACUCCGGCGAAGGAAUGACGAAGGCGGUGGACAUGGGCUCGUGGCGCACAGGAGGGCAGAGGAGCAGAGGUACAGUGAGGGAACACGUGACAACGGCAGGGUGGCUCGUACUUCUCACGGUUGUAUAGAUGGAGCCUUCCUGCUGCAGUUACAUUGUGUUGAUAAACCAUCUGAGCUGCGCUCCAUCGACAUCAGUGAACACAAGCUGAAUUCUGUCAAGCCUGAAGACCUCAGUGUGUUUGAAAAUGUAGCUCACAUCGACGCCUCUGUGAACCUCCUGUCUUUAGGGUCUUUCAGCAGUUUUGUGUCUUUGAGAGAACUCAAUCUGGCUGUGAACCACAUUUGCAACAUGACGUUUGAAGCCUCCGACUUCCCUCAUCUGGAGGUUUUGGAUUUGUCCUACAACAGUUUGUCGGCUGACGAUGUAGUGUCCAUCAGUUGGCUUCCACGUUUAAAAGUCCUCCAUCUGACUGGAAAUCAUCUUCAUCGCCUUCCUCUUAAUCUGUGUUCGUCCAACCGUCACCAGACUCAACCGUCAGCUAAAGGAGGGGACUCACAGUUCAGAGCUCUUGAAGUCCUCAUGCUCGAUGAUAACAGACUGACCUCUGGAGUCUUCGGCAGUCUUAGAAACCUCGAAAGGCUAAAGUAUUUAAACCUACAGGGGAACCGCAUUUCUGAAAUACCAUAUUUGCAACCGACGGCGAGUUCAAAGGCUGCACGGGCUUCUGCUGAACAGCAAGCUGAGCAAGAGGGAGCUGCCCGCACUGAGCCGGAUCCUGACGACGAUGGACGUUUCAGGGGAAUCUCACAGGCAGGAAACCUGGAGGAGUGCUGCAGAGGCUCCAGGUCGCCACUACCAGAGCUUCAGCUCCUCGAUUUGUCCGACAACAGAAUUGCAGAGGAAGAAGCGCUGAUGGCUGCGGCUCUUUUCCCCAUGCUUCGUGAAAUUGAUAUUCACUCCAACCCUCUGACCACACAGAGAAGUGGAGACCCUCCCUUACUGACCCACUACCUCCGGGAGAGACUGGGGAUAACGAUAAAGCGAAGAAAGACACAAGAAGCUGGGAAACCGCCGCUGAAGGUGUCCACUGAUCCAAAAUGGAAGGUGGAACAAAGAAUCCCAAAGGUGUCAAAGAAGUCUGUGUUGAUGGAUGAGGAAACCGAGUUGACUGUCAAGAAAACAACAGAAUGUGAGGGAAAGAACCGCAGAGACGACCCCUCCCCAGGAAAUACAGAGCCUUUCUUUUUCACUCAGGCAGCGGACGUUUCCGAAUAUGAGUUUGAUCUUGGAGCCGGUGAAAGAGAGGCCGCAGAGGGCGAGGAUGGAACCGUUCCUGAAAAAUGUGACUAUUGCAAAAUGUUGAUGGACGCAAAACCAAAUCCCGGUGUGGCGGAGCCCUUCGGAAUUCAAACAGCUGUUCGGAUGCUGGAACACACACUGAAGACUCUUCAUGUUUACAGAGACUCAAACCCAAACUAUGAUAGCAUCCAGAUGCCGUACAGAGAACAGGAGAAAAGGAUUAAGGAACUUCCACCUUUGAAACGGACGGAGCAGCCAGCUGAACGGGUUCACCAAAUGCUCAAGGAAAUCAAACAGAGUACAGCGAUGAGAGAAGUCGCCUUGAGCGGCGCCAUUCACAGCGCAGGUGUCGACAAGCGAGAACAUCAGGAGGUCUUAUCGCUGCUGGGGGAUAUGAAGACAAAGUACAAGAUGUUGCACAGGAGAGCCAUAGAACAAGCAGCCGGCGUCGGAUCUGAUAGAAACACUGACAUAAAUUGAGCUCAACCUCCAUCUGUGCAAAUGCUCCAAAUCACAUUUAAAUGCUCAGCUAAACUUUUCUUCCUUCUCUGAAAAAAACCCACCCUGUCGAUAUUGGCGUACACCUGGUGCAAGUGAAAUCACAAUGUGUACAUCUGAAUAAUACUGUGACAAGCACUGAUGCUACGCUAUAUGACCAGAUUCAGUCCCGCGUGCAGACACAGAGUGCAUCAUCAACUGUUUACUGACAGGGUUCAGCUGUAAGAGUUGACUCUGAGUCGAAUCUGUGAGACUUAUUUCAAUUUAAAGUCUCUAGCUAGAGCCUGCAGUAAAAUACUGCAUGGCCUCUAUAUGGUGGAUCAGAAGAGUUUUGUUGAGCAGGCUGUUGUUUAACCAUUGGACUGAAGCUGAGGAUGUGAUUCGAUAUUGUUAUAUAAAAUGUUUGAAACGGAGAACAUUCAUACUGCAAGGUUUGAUAGAUCAUUAAUCUGCAAUCCCAUAUCUCCUGUCUUCUGGUUUGUUACGUUGAGUGUAUUUGCCUUCAUAGGUUUUUCAGAUAUUACAUGAUCAUAUGAAUUCACUGUUCUCCUCAUGUGAAGCUGGCUGUGAUCACUUCAUUUCCAUCCGACAGGAACAGGAGUGAUCAGUCGAACUGUUGUUGGUAAUUUUGAACAGACCUCGGCAGUUUGAUGGGAUUUACAGCCCACAUCCUUAAACGCAUUCAUCAUCACGUCUUAUUACACCAGAAGUCAGUAUGUUAUAUGUGACCUCCCUACAUGCUUACACCAGAAGAUUUUUUUAAGAAUUCCUUGUCAUGCUUAUUUAUUUUUUUCCGUUGUUCAUUCCCUUUUGGGUUUCACGGCCCUGUCCUUCAUAUGAUUCCAAUUAUUAUUCUUCAGAGCAGCUCGCAGAUGUGGAAUUCCAGUUCAACCCAGGUGAAAUAAAUCAAUAGGUUCUGUGAAGAUAUGUCAUGCAGGGAUUCUACAUUAUUACAUCUGUGGAUACUUUCCCGACUCCGUAUGUAUCAAAUGGUAAAUAAAAUAUAAAUUCUGUGUAAGAUA